Myripristis murdjan (pinecone soldierfish) is the source of this 8241-nucleotide messenger RNA. It is a transcript of the gene golga4, whose product is annotated as golgin A4. Bases 132 to 6527 code for a protein of 2131 amino acids. Gene Ontology annotation, molecular function: small GTPase binding. NCBI's taxonomy places the organism in Eukaryota, Metazoa, Chordata, Actinopteri, Holocentriformes, Holocentridae. Gene Ontology annotation, biological process: Golgi vesicle transport. Gene Ontology annotation, cellular component: Golgi apparatus. The transcript has 25 exons. The record is from RefSeq and is a predicted model, not a curated record.
CUGCUGCAAAUCUGAGGCGAACAAGGAAGUCCAGCACUGGAGACUGGAUGCCAGGAUAGCGUCAAAUAAACACCUUUCCGCCGGACUGUAGUUAUUUGGUGGUUCGUCUAUAGCUACAUCGGCGUGAAAACAUGUUUAAAAAACUCAAGCAAAAGAUAAACGAGGAGCAGUCACCGCAGAGGAAUGCGCAGUCACCACAACAGGCCCAGGGGGCUGGAGAGAGGCGCAGCAGCCACACCCCUGCAUUACACCAUGACGGCACACCCUCUCCAAGUGACAGAGAGAUGCUGGCCGGGAUGAUAGCAGAGCCCGCUUUUCUCUCUGAGUAUACUAUCUUUGCUCUGGACCAUUCAAAACGACCCAAAACGGCCCAGGUAGCCAGUGUGAGUGCCUCUAAAGGAGUGACAAGGUCUCCCAGAGGCAGCGUCAACGGAGAUGCAAGUGCUUCUCCCCAGAGAGACGAGCACCAGUCAUUUGCCCAGAAACUACAGCUGAAGGUUCCCUCUGUGGAGUCUCUGCUUCGUGGCGGUGCCAGUCGGGCAGAAAAUUUGUUCCGCUCUUCCUCUAGAGAGAGCCUGGUACGCAGCCCGUCCAGAGAAUCCCUGACUCCUUUUGGGGAAAAUGAAUCUGUGGCCACCCCAACGUACGACCCCCCUUCAGAUAUUGAGAGUGAGGCUGAGGAGUCACCAGGAAAUGCAGAGGCCAUGUCCAAAGAUCAGCUGCUGCAUCGCCUGCACAGGGUGGAGAGGAGCCUGGGAAACUACAGAGGGAAGUACUCUGAGCUGGUUACUGCUUACCGAACCGUGCAACGAGAUAAAGAGAAAACCCAGGCCAUCCUUAGUCAAAGUCAAGAUAAAGCUCUCCGCAGGAUAGGAGAGCUGAGGGAGGAGCUUCAAAUGGACCAGCAGGCCAAGAAACACCUGCAGGACGAGUUUGAUGCUGCCCUGGAGGAGAAAGACCAGAUGAUCACCGUCCUCCAGACCCAGGUGGCUCUGUUGAAGAAGCGAGUCAAGGGGGUGUCUGAUGGUGCUGUGCCACCUGAGAAUGAGGCCUCUCAGUCUGCAGAUGCUGUGGACUCUGCUUCAGCCCCACAGAGCCCCUCUAAGGAGCCAGAAGUAGAGCCUGGUCCCACUGAAGAAGAGGGCAACAGUGAUCCUGCCAAAGUGAUGGAGGCACUGCAAAAGAGAGUGAAGAGGCAGGAAAACCUGCUGCAGAAGUGCAAAGACCUGCUGCGAACACACAAGGAGCGCAGUGCCCAGCUUAGCAGUGAGAACGAAACUUUGCAGGAGCAGCUGCAGGAGAGACUGCAGGAGCUGGAGAAGAUGAAGGAACUGCACACCACAGAAAAGACAAAGCUGAUCACUCAGCUGCGUGAUGCCAAGAACCUCAUUGAACAGCUGGAGCAGGACAAGGGAAUGGUCAUUGCAGAGACAAAGCGUCAGAUGCACGAAACUCUGGAGAUGAAAGAGGAGGAGAUUGCUCAGCUACGCUCCAGGCUUCAGCAGGCGAGUGCCCAGAGAGACGAUCUGCAGGAGCAAAAAGAAAAGUCUGAGAAAUCAGCUUUUGAAGAACUUGAAAAGGCUUUGGGUGUAGCCCAAAGGGCAGAGGAGGCCCGAAAGCAGCUGCAGGUUCAGCUGGAAGAGCAGGUGAAAGAAGUAGAAAGGGCCAGUGAGGAAGAGAGGAAGAGUUUGCAGCAGGAGCUCACACGAGUUAAACAGGAGGUUGUCACCAUAAUGAAGAAAUCAUCUGAGGAAACAGUUGCCAAUAUGGAAAGAUGCCACAACGAGGCACUGGCUGCUAAAGAAGAGGAAAUAAGUGCCAGAAUCAACCAAGCUUUGGAGCAAUGCAAAGAGCAAUUUGCCCAAAAAGCCAAGGAGCAUGAACAACAGACUGCUCUUGCUCUGGAGGAUGCAGAGUUACAAAAGACAGCUCUGAAGGUAGAAGCUGACAACAAGGUUAAAGAGAUACAGCUGGAGCUGGAAGCUGCAAGAACUAGAGUGCUGGAGCUUGAGAGCUCCCUGAAAAAGAGCUGUGAAGAUGGAUCAAGCCUGUCCCAUGAAUUCUCCAGUCAGUUGGACGAACUGAAAGCUAAACACACAGAGCAAAUAUCUGCAUUAGAGGAAAAGCACCGAGAGCAGCUGGAAAAGCACAAGGACACCUUAACUCAGCAGCAUAAUGCUGGUCUUGAGGAGGUCAAGGAAAAACAUAAAGUGGAAGUGGAGACCAUCCUGAAAAAUAAAGAGCUACAGUUCCACGAACAUAUUGAAGACAUGAACCAGAAAACUUUGGAGAAAUUGACUACAAAGGAGACAGAGAUAGAGGCACUUUCCAUUGAACUCUCUGAGGCAUUGAAGAGUAAACAGCUUCUGGAAGAAAGGCUGACUGCAGCUGAAGAUGCUGAUAGUGUUGCUCAGCAAGAACUCGAGCAGAGGCUACAGGAUCAGGUGGCAAAGCACAAUGCAGAGAUUGCAAAUAUUAAGCAGGAACAUGAGCAGUCUCUUGGAGGUAUGGAGAAAACUCUGAAGGAGGAACUUAACACAUUAAAAAUUGUUUUGAAGGAGAAAGAAAAAGAGUUUGAAGAACACAUGCAUAGAGAAAAAACACUUAAAGAGGAAUUGGAUUCUGUGCUACAAGACCUGAAUAUCAAGGCUAAGGAACUGGAGGGUCUUCACCAGAGUUUGUUGCAAGCUCAGUCUGAAAAUGAGAGCCUGAAGGAGUCUGGUGCAGAGUUAAGUAAGAUCACAGCAGAUUUUGCUCAGUGUAAGAGUGACCUGAAAGACUUGGAGUCCCAGUUGCAGGUAACAAAGACUGAUUGCAAAGACAAAGAGGAGACACUUCAACAAAGGAUGAAGGAGCUUAAAGAACAGGAACAGCAACUACAACAGGCUAAGAAGGAACUCUCUGAGCAAGACAAAUCUUAUAGUGAAAAACUGAACGCAAAGCAGGAAGAAGAGGAACGCCUGAAGAAACGGCUUGAUGCUGAAACAGCUGCCCAUGAGAAGAAGGUUGCAAACAUUGUGAAGGAGAUGGAGGGGAAGCUCAAGGCACAGGAAACAAAGAUGGACAAGUUAAAACAGAAGGCCAAAGAAAUGCAGGAGAAAUUCAAGAAAAAGCUUCAGGAGACUGAAGAAUGUAUGAAGAAGGAACUUGCAAAGAAGGAGACAGAGCUCCAGCAAAAAGAGCAACAAGUUCAGGAGAAAAUUCUAGAGAUGGCCCAAAAAAGUUCUCAAGGCCUCAGCAGUGCAAUGUCAGAAUUGCAGGCAAACCAUAAGGAAGAACUGGAGAAAUUACAUGACACCCAUAAAAAUGAGAUUAAGGAGAUUGAGCGUCGUUGGCAGGAAAAGUUGGGACAACAGGAAGAAGAUAUAACAGAGAGACACUCACACACACUACAGGAGAAGGCGCAGGAGCUAGAAGAAAUUUCUCAGCAACUCAGCAGGAGCAGAGAGGAGAGUGACAAAGUCUUACAUGAGAUAAAGGAUUUGAAGGAGGAGCUAGCAAUUCGAGAGACCACUGUACAGAAACUGCAAGCUGAGCUGAGGGAAGCUGCAGUUAAGCUUGAAAGUUUAUCUCAGGGUGAAGUAUUGCUCAAAGAGCAAAUGGAGUCAGUGGAGAGGAACCUUAACCAGGCUCUGAAUGAGAGAAACUCCCUCCAAGAUCAGCUUAGUUUGACUGAGGAAGAGAGCAAAGAGAGGGUAAAGGCUUUGUCAGAUAAGCUUGAGGAAACUGAGAAACAGCUUAGAGCACUGGAAGCUUCCACACACCAAGAAGGUGAGGAUUUGCAGAAAAAAAUUGAGGAGAGUUCCACACAGCUGCAAGCCAAGGAAGCAGAGUUCCAGAAGCAUUUAAUAACAAUAAGCAACCAAAUGGAGCGUUACUGUAAGGAAAUUCAGUCUAAGUUGGAUUGUGGUUCUAAUGAACUCUCUGAAAGAGUUGAGUGUAGAGUGAGAGAGCUUAAAGACAGAGUACUGUGUAAUCAGAAGAAGGUGGGACAUCUCAAAAACACUAUCCUUACUAAAAUAGAUAGAAUUUGCACUUUAGAAAAGAAUCUCCAGCAACAGAUGGAGGAGAAUAAGAAUCUAUGCAUUUCACUAGAGCAGAUGACUGCUCAGGUAAAUGCUCACUCAGAGCAUAUUGAAGCCUUAACAAGUGAGAGGGAGAGCCUACGGAGGACUGUUGAGAAUCAUUCUCAAUCUAUCUCUGAAAAAGUCAGUAGAAUUGAGGAGCUUGGUGAAGAAAACAAAACUAUAUCAGAAAAUGCGAAAACUCAAGACUUGCAUAUCAGUAACUUGGAAAGUAUCAUCAAUGACUUGAAAACGCAGUUAGCAGGUAGCAAAAUGGAGAAGGAGGAAGCCAUAACACUGUUGAACCAGCAGUAUAAGGAGGAGAGACAACAGGUUGUUGCUCAAAUGGAGGAGGCCAUUGAGAGAUUAGAGCAAGAGAGAAAGUCUGCUGUAGAGCAGGCUGAAACACUCAGGAACAGUCUCUCUGAGCUUGAGAACACGGCAGAGUCUAACUUAACUCAAAACCACAAUACUGUUAUUUCUCUGCAGACCAGGCUUGAAGACAUGGAGCGAGAAAUCUCUGCCAAGAAUGAAGCUUUGGAGAGGCUGACGGCCAGUAUCGACAAUCAGUCCAUCAGCAAGUCUGAGAUGGACCAGGCAUUGAGUGAGAAAGAGCAGAGGGUCAGUGCACUUACCUUAGAGCUUGAGAGCUGCAACGGUAGACUUGUUGAGCUUCAGGAGCAAUUGGCCUUAAAAACAAAGGAGUGUGAACAACUCACAGCUGACCUCAAACAGCAACUUAGUAUCAGGGAGAAUGAAAAAAGAGAGUUCACAGAACAGCUGCAGCAGACCCAGGCACAGUUCACUCAGAACGGUAAUCUGGACCAAGAAACAGUGGAAAAACUACACACUCUGGAGAAGGAGAACCAAAUAUGUAAACUAGAACUGGAGAGUCAGAAGGAAGAAUUUGAAAAGAUAAAAAAUGAGAUCCUCAAGAGCAAGGAGGAGAGCCUGAAGGCAGCUGAAGAGAAGUUAUCUACGGAGAGUGCUAAGAAGGUAUCAGAGCUCAAGAAGAGGGCUGAGCAGAAAAUUGGUCAAAUAAAAAAACAACUAACCUCACAGCUUGAGGAAAAGGAACAGACCGUCAAGGCUCUACAGACUAGCUUGCAGGAAAUCAAGAGGGAUGAAGCAUCCACCAAACAGCACAUAGAAACCUUAGAAGAGAGGGGAAGGAAACUUGAGGAAGCUAUUGUCAAACUUCAAGAACAGCAGGAGAAACAACUUGAAGAGGUUCAGAGCAACGAGAGGCUUGCAAAAGAAAAGUCUUUAGAAGAAUUGAAAAACAUGUAUGAAGAGAAGCUAUCUUCACAUCAAAGAGAUGCAACAAACCAGGAGGAGCCCAAAGCAGUUGAGACUGAAUCAACGCUACAGGAAGUUAAGGCAAUGCUCAAAGAAGCAGAAGAGCAGAAUGGAAUCCUUGUCGCUGAAAUUAGUCGUCUGAAAGAAAAACUUCUUGAGAAGGAUGCACAGCUUGAUCAACAACAGGCAACUGUUUCUUAUUUAGAAAAGGAGGGCCAGAAUCCAAUAGAACCAGAGGUUGCAGUUAAGCUUGAACAUAGCAGUCUAACCCAAGAAGUGGACAGUGAUUCUCAUGAGUCCCUCAAGAAUAAACUGACUGAGGUGAAGAAUGAGAAACAGAGGAUCCAGAAAGACUUCACCAGGUUGCAGAAAGAUAUCAGAUCAUUAAGGAAAGAGCAUGAGCAGGACCUCGAAUAUAUGAAGAAAGAAUUAUCAGAGGAAUAUGAGAAAAAGUUAAAGGUCGAGUUGGAAGAUAUGGAAAUGAAGCACAAUUCUGGUCUGAAGCAGCUAAUGAGGGAGUUCAACACACAGAUGGUUUUGAAAGAGAGGGAGCUUGAUUCAGCAGUAAAGGAGGCUAUUGGGAAGGCCCAGAGCGUCGAAGCCGAGCUGAUCAGUAGCCAUCGUGAAGAAACCAUUCAGCUUCAGAAGAUGGUGGCCCAGAAAGAGGAUGACUUGCACAGAACUGUUCAGAAAUAUGAACAGGUUCUGCAGACUCGAGAGGAGGAGAUGGGAGACAGAGUGUGGCAGGUUCAGAAAGAACUGGAGGAGUUGCAAGCAAGGAGCCGUGGUAAUUCUGAGAUGAGCACGGAAGAACUAAAGGCUCAGCUUGCUGAGAAGACGACUUUGCUGAGCGAGAUGAGGCUGAAGGAGCAGGAGUUUGUUGACAGAAUCCACUCGCUUGAGGACAAGAUUAGAUGUUUCCACAAAAACUCUGUUGUAACUCAUCUUGGGAGCACAUUGAAAGAUCCAGGAUACAACAGCGGUGAUGCUCUCUCCGAACCCACUGAGUUUGAGUACCUGAGGAAAGUUUUGUUUGAGUACAUGAUGGGACGGGAAACAAAGACGAUGGCCAAAGUCAUAACCUCCAUGCUCAAGUUCCCUCCAGACCAAGCGCAAAAGGUGCUGGACAAAGAGGACUCAAAAGCAAUUCCUUGGUUACGAUGAGUGUUUUAAUCUUUCGGCUUCUGGCAUGGAGAUACGCUGCUGCUGAGGGGCAAGACUGCCAUGGAUUUGAUCAAGCCCUUCUCUUGUCUGCAUUUCUUGUCAUAUAAUAUGUGUGUGCGUGUGUGUGCAUAUGUGCGUGCGUGUGUGUACAUGUUUUGCUAUACAUUGUGAAGACCAACUGUUGAGAAACCACUGUUCUUUUGAGGACAAGUCGAGUUGUAUGCACAUUUUGGGUGGUCCGCACAAGGCAGUUUUUGCUUGCGUGGUUAAGGUUGGGUUAGCGUUACACAUGACUCGAUUAUCGCUAAGAUUAGGGAAAGGCUGUAGAGCGGGGUGGCAGCAAAAAGAAAAACAAAAACAAAACAAAACCACACUGUUGAAACACAACACGUGCAACUACAAAACACUACAAAAGCAACAGUAACAUACGGGCCUAAUCACAUACUGUCGCCUAACGGUUUUCAUAGGUGUUUUCUUACCUGGGUUUACUCGGUGGGACACCCGGCAGUCUUUGUUGUCCACAAUCCUGGCUGGUUGAUGGUCCAUGCCCCCAUGAUGCCAAUCUGACCGUCUUUGAAUGGUUCGUAAAUUUGUGAAAAAAACUGUCUGCUUCUCUGACCGACGUUUCAACGAGUUUGCCUUGUGCUUGUGAAGUUCAGUGCCUUAGGGAAACUCCUGGGCCAUGUUAGCAUGGAGUGAGGGUGAGGUGAAAUGGUGCUCCAGGUUUGAAGAUUUAAAAUUUGACAGUCAAGUCUGGCAUAUCAAGUAAGAGGGUUUCCUGUGUUGUUUAACAAAAAAACACAAUUCCUACCAUUCAGGUAGAACUGUCCUGUGCUCCUCUUCAUAUUUGCGCUUUUUUUUUUUUCUUUUUUCCUGACUCCCAUGGUCAUUCAGUCAGUUAGCCUGGCAAAAGUAUGUUUUAUGUUUAGGAUAGAGUAGCCAUGUCCAUGUCGUUUUUAAUUUUAAAAAUAUCGGCAAAUUUAUCAGCAGUAUUGUCAAAUAUUCAAAUGCAAAUGUAUUAAAAAAAAAAUACUAAAACGAGAACACUGAUAGAACUGGGCCACAAGAGCAGGCAGAGAGCGGCGGGUUUGCCACCCCAGCUGUCGAGAAAGAAUGUAAGUCAAUGCAGUGUCCUCACAAAGAUAGCAAAACCUGUGUGUGUGUGCAUGUGUGUGUGUGAGAGAGAGAGAGAGGCGUGAGUGUGUGGGUGGUGUACGGUACAGUGUGUAUGAGUACAGAUGAUGUAUGAGGGAAUGGGAAUUAUGCCAGAAAAAAAAUCUUUCAUGAUUCUAGUUUUACUUUGAAAUUAGGGAUGUUAAUUUAUACAUUAUGUUGUAGAUGAGGAUAAACUGUUUCCUUUUUAUUUAGACUGUUUAUAAAGAUUGGCUUGUGCAAUAAAUUCUAUCACCAUGUAUUGAUGCUGAUGGUCAGUUGAUUUAUAGGUUUGUGUGUUGUGCUGUCUGCAUCACUUCCUCUGUAAAACUGUAAACGACCCUUUAACUGUGCACUCGCACCACAUUCAGAUACUGGCCUCUAGGACCUUGUUUGUUUACCACAGCUUUUCUAUACUUUAUAUUUUGUGGACACUGACAAAUAGAAACCCAAAAAAACACAAUGUAUAUUGUUAUAUGAUAAUUAAAACUGUACAAUAGGGCACACUAUGACUGUUGCUAUACAUUUUCAAACCAACUAAUUAAAUCUUAUUUACAGUACA